AUGGGCUGCUCCAGCAGCGCCCUCAACAAGGCGGGAGACAACAGCAAGUUCAGCAGCGUAACUUCAAAUGAGUGUUUAUCUACCACAGAAGAAAGUGAUUCCUGUGUUGCCCAACCCACACCCCGCACACCAGGAAAAGAAUCCAUAUUUCAUGGCAACAUACAAAGGGAAAGCCUUCCCCCUCUGGAGAAGCCCAAGGCAUCAGUGGUGCCUACAGCUAAUGGUGUUGUAUCCCGUGAACGACCCCUGGCAAAGGAGGUAGCCCCUGAAAAGGAUGCCAUAGACCAGAUAGGACCUACAGAGAAGACUCAGCCUCUCCAGGGACCCGAGGAAUCUGAGGCACCUCAUUUAGGUGGCAGAGAUGAUACCCCAGGAGCAGAAGAAAAGAAGAAGGAUGUGGAAACAAUGACAGAAGUUCAGGCUGUAAAUGCUGAGACUGAACUUUCAGAAGUCAAGGAUCCAUCUUCAGAGACAGCAGGAGAGAGGCACUCCUCUGGAACAGGGGAAGAUGCUGGGAAUCCACCAACUGUUGCGGUGAUGCAACCUCCAGGAACAAUGGAGAACAUUCAGCCUCUGGAAACAGAUGGAGAGCUGCGGCCUCCAGAAGCAACGGGAAAAGAUGAACAGUCCCAAUUUCUAGGAGCAAUUCCCAAAGAGCACAAAUCUCCAGAAAUGUUGGAAGGAAGUCAGUUUGUGGAAACUAAUGAAGAACAGAAAUUUCAAGAAACAGUGGGAAACGAGGAGCAAUCCCAGCUUCUAGAAACCAUUUCCAAAGAGAAUUUAACAUCAGAAAUAUUGUACAGAAGUCAGUCUGUGCAAACUCCUGUCAUGAACGACUUACUCCACACAAAUUCUGAAGGUCCUGAAAACAUGGAGCAGAUUCAACCUGAAAGAAUAGUUGGAAGCAUGGAGCAACCGGAAGGAAUUCCAGAGACAGCGGCAAAUGUGGAAAUGGCUGGAAAAAUUCACACUAACCAAGCAGACCAACACACUGAAGGUGAGACAGGAGAAAAGGUGGAAACAGAGAUGGAGAAUGAGAAUGUAAGUGAAAGGGCUGAAACAAAAGAAGAAGAAACAGGAGAAGCYGUGGAUCUUUCAGCAGCCACAGCUGGGGAUGGCGACAGAAGGACUUUGGAGUAA
Urocitellus parryii (Arctic ground squirrel) is the source of this 1140-nucleotide messenger RNA. RefSeq names its product glutamate rich 5 (gene Erich5). The record is from RefSeq and is a predicted model, not a curated record. Lineage: Eukaryota; Metazoa; Chordata; Mammalia; Rodentia; Sciuridae.